Messenger RNA from Striga asiatica, 321 nucleotides. NCBI's taxonomy places the organism in Eukaryota, Viridiplantae, Streptophyta, Magnoliopsida, Lamiales, Orobanchaceae. The record is from the annotation of a GenBank genome assembly.
AUGGCAUAUAUCGUCUCAUUGUGCACCCUCAUAAAACUGUUGGAAACCUUUCCAGUGACUUUGGACUUCAAUUUGCAUCCAAACGAGACAAGUUUUAGGACUAGAUUAUCAAUCUCUUCCUCCUUUUUCUCAUACACGACGAAUGAAAUAAAGGCUAGUGAGUCGUUUCCCUUACAGAGUGAUUUAAGAUCACUAACAGCAGAAUUCCAACUGGAUGCUGCUGAAAGAGCAGCCUUCCGAGAUGCAGCUUCUGAGACAUUGAACUUUGACUCGGGAAUUUUUUCAAUUUUAUAUCCAAAUCUGCACCAAGAUAUAAUCAGA